This is a messenger RNA of Papaver somniferum (opium poppy), 1744 nucleotides long. Its product is annotated as cytochrome P450 71A1-like. The record is from RefSeq and is a predicted model, not a curated record. The transcript has 2 exons. NCBI's taxonomy places the organism in Eukaryota, Viridiplantae, Streptophyta, Magnoliopsida, Ranunculales, Papaveraceae. The coding region runs from base 31 to 1644 and encodes 537 amino acids. Gene Ontology annotation, molecular function: heme binding; oxidoreductase activity, acting on paired donors, with incorporation or reduction of molecular oxygen; iron ion binding.
AUGAGCACAAACCACUAUUAAGCCAAGAGGAUGGAUGUAUUUUCAUUUGGUGUAGUGGUGCGGAAAUGGUUGGAACACCAACCAAAUAAAGGUUAUUCUACUUCACACUUGUUUACAAUCUCUAUUCCAACACUUCUUUUCUCUCUUUUUUUCCUGUUUAAGAUCCAUGGAGUUUGGUCCUCAUCAAAAAAAUCCAACAUUCAUAAUCUGCCACCUUCUCCUCCUAGGAUUCCUAUUGUAGGAAAUCUUCACCAAGUCGGAACAUUAGCUCAUCGAUCCUUCCGAGAUCUUUCUCAAAAGUAUGGCCCAUUGAUGUUACUACACUUGGGUCGGUCUCCGACUCUUGUUGUUUCAUCGGCUGAAAUGGCUACAGAGAUAAUGAAAAACCAAGAUGUUUCCUUUGCAAAUAGACCUUUCACUAAUGCUGCUAACGCUUUACUUUAUGGAUGUACUGAUAUUGCUUUUGCGCCUUACGGUGAAUAUUGGAGGCAAGUGAAGAAGAUUAGUGUUCUUCAGCUAUUGAGUGUAAAGAGGGUUCAAUCAUUUAAGUACGUCAGAGAAGAAGAAGUUGACAUUAUGAUCGAGAAAAUAUCUAGUUCAUGCUCAUUAAAGAAAGACGGUGAACAAGUAAUAAAUCUUAGUGAAGCACUGCAAACACUCACAAACAACAUAGUUUCUAGGUGUGUGCUUGGUGCUAAGUAUGAAAGUGCUCAUGGGAACAGAUUUGGCCAACUGUCUAAAGAGAUCAUGGAGUUGCUUGGAGCUUUUAGCGUUGGCGAUUACUUUCCCUCUCUUGGUUGGAUAGAUGUUGUUUCUGGAUUAUCUAGUAAGUUUAACAACGCAUUCCAGGAACUCGAUAUCUUCUUAGAUCGAGUCAUCACUGAGCAUCUCCUUCGGCAUUCCAAAUCACAAAAUGAUGAUGGCCAAGCCGACGACAGUAAUAAACUAGACUUGACAGAUGUUCUUCUCCUUUCUCAGAAGGAUCACUCAAAGGUCUCUCGCAAUAAUAUCAAAGCCAUAAUCAUGGAUAUGUUUGUCAGUGGAAGUCAUACAUCUGCAACAGCAAUGGAGUGGACAAUGUCAGAGCUCAUAAAGAAUCCAAAAAUGAUGGACAAAGCUCAAGAUGAGGUAAGAAGAGUUUUGGGAAACAAGUUUAAGAUAGAAGAAGCGGACAUUAAUCAAAUGGACUAUUUGAAAUGCAUCGUGAAAGAGAUUCUACGAUUACAUCCUCCUAUACCUACUUUGGUUCCAAGAGAAUCUCCUAAUAGUACUACCAAGUUAGCAGGUUACGAUAUUCCCCCGAAUACAACAGUUUACAUUAAUGCUUGGGCAAUCCACAGAGAUUCAAAAGUUUGGGAGAACCCCGAAGAGUUUCGUCCCGAGAGAUUUAUUGACAACCCGGUUAGUUUCAAGGGACAAGAUUUUCAGUUCAUUCCAUUUGGAUCAGGAAGAAGAGGGUGUCCCGGACUAUCAUUUGGUAUCGCAAUCAUCGAGUUCGCUCUUGCAAAUCUAUUGUACCGCUUCAAUUGGGAAGUUCCAGCUGGUGAGAAAAGAGAGGAACUUGACAUGACUGAAGCUUCUGGUUUUACUGUGAAUAGGAAAUUCCCUCUUCGUGUUGUUCCUAGUACAAUAAAAAUGCCAUAGGCCACUGUUAGUAACUGUGGAAUGUGGUCUCAGAGGGCUUGACCCUCUAUUCUCCUGUCAUCAUAGGGGUACUCGUUGAAUAAAUUCGAGUUUACGAAAA